This is a messenger RNA of Plasmodium coatneyi, 2343 nucleotides long. RefSeq lists its product as uncharacterized. Bases 1 to 2343 code for a protein of 780 amino acids. NCBI's taxonomy places the organism in Eukaryota, Apicomplexa, Aconoidasida, Haemosporida, Plasmodiidae. The record is from RefSeq and is a predicted model, not a curated record. The transcript has 2 exons.
AUGCCAACUAAAAAUAAAAACCUUGUGAAUAACGUGAUUUAUCAGUGUCAUGGAAAAUUAAAGCUCUACAUAAAAGUAAAGCAACGAAUUACCAACCAUGGAGCAGUAGGCAGGGAAGUGGAGGAACUGAAAGAUGGUUAUAAAAAGUGUGUAAAUUCGAACCCAGGACGGUUUCGCCAAGUGGAGUGCUGCUACGAUGGUGGUGCUAAUGACGAUGUGAAGUUAGCCAGCUGUGCUGACUGCUCCAGUGAUGAUAAAAUGAAUAAAGACAUACUAAAUGGCUUGUUGAGAAGCCACGCAGAAUAUGGAAGUGGGUGUGUUGUCUCAUUUAUUAGCAACGCGAACAAAUUACACACAUGUAAAUACAACAGCGAUGGGGUUAAAAGGAAUGACCCCGUUGACAGCCCUAGCGAUGGGCAAAUAAGAAACUUGGUAGAUAUUUUUUUUAAAAAAAACAACGAACAGAGAAGGUACUCAUUAAGGUAUGGCCUCCUGAAUUCACGCAGUUGGCACGACCUACUACAAAAUUAUUGUGAUAAUAGAACGUAUUACCAAAAAAUAAAAAGUUGCACUUUAAGGAACGAUGAAAGAAAUGUCAAAGGAAGAAUUAAAAGUGAGAAGGGGAGCAAAAUAAGUAGCCCUCUCAAGAGUGAAUUGAAAAAAUUCAGAGAAAAGACAACCCCAGUGGAAUUUUCAGACCCGCAGAAGUUGAAGGACCUCCUCGACUUUGCAGCAAAGGAGGAGAGGGCCGUCAGGCGUGAGGCGAUAAAAAAGGGAGAACAUUUCUUCUGUACAUUAAUCAGCAUAUACAUUAGCAGCACAAAAGGGGAGGAUACUCUUGUUAAGGAUUCUGUGAGCGAUGGCGAAAGUGACACAACGGGGAGGAACAAUUUCUUCUUCGUUAACGUUUAUUACGGGGGGCACGGUGAAAAAAAACGGGGAGAAGGACAACUUGGCGAAGCGGCUAAUAAGAUCGAACUGGUAGAAGUGAACACGGCGCUCGCUCAGUUAAGCAACUUCGUUAGACAACCUGUUACGGGGGAGGACCCCCCAGUAGACAUUUCAAAUUUUAACAGAGUAGCCAAAAUGAUAUGCGAGAUUUACUGCAAUAUGGGUGAUAUGCACGUGAAUGUGUGCCUGAACAUGUGCAGCAAUUCCGGUGUGAAGGAGGAGGACGAACCGAUUUUUAACUUCCUCUGCUCGGUUGAUGCCCCCUUGGAGGAAUUCUUCAAUCUUUUCAUAAAGUAUAUAAAGAGGUCCCCAAUAGGAGGAGGUAGUUUGGGGAUAGAAGGCGAACUUGGAAAAGAGAGGGAAUCCCCAGAAACGGGGGAAAGCCCACCAAAAUCGGAAGCGCAGAAAAGGAUAGAAGAGGUCCUAUUCGGUACUAUCCCCCUGGAUGAACAAACCAAAUCUGAUUUAAUAAAGGAAGUGAUGAAUUUCCCGGAGCAACACUUGAACAAACUCACGUCACUAAACAAAACGCUGCAACAUAAUUAUACCUUUUUUAAGGAAAGGGAAAAAGAACUGCACAGUAGCAUUGCGCGUAUAGUGGAGAAGCAAAACCAAAUGAUGAAGCACUAUCAGGAGGAGGAAAAAAAACGAAAAAAUGAAAUAAUUCAAAUUCUUCAGGAAAUAUCCUUCGUUAGUGAACAAAAUAUGGAAAUAAAAAAUGAAAUAGAAAACCACAAAGGGUUGAAUUUGAAAUAUGGGGAAAUCGAAAAGGAUAGACAAGAGCAGCACUUGAAGAAAUUCCAGUCAGUUGAUACUAUGCUUGAUAAAGAGUUCGAAUCGUUCCUCAAGUUUAGGCACGAGUCGUUAGUAAAUACAGAAUCGGUUGGGAAAAGGGAGAAAGAAGAAAGCGGUGCUGGGUCAUCGAACAACAAAAGGGAAGAACGCACUACCUGUGGCGCUGAGUCCACUUCGCAAGCUGCCAUAGCAGACAUCCGCAAAAAGGAGGAAGAGCAGUACUUGAAAAAUUUAAACGAAGCGAUGAACCAUGCGGAGAAAAUAUUUCGGGAAACUCAGGACGUGAGAAAAAAGUAUGACCAGGCCAUACAACAGAAGGCGGAGUUGUUUUCCAUUUUAAGGGACACCGCGGUAAGGUUCAACGAAAGGGCAAAUUUUCUGAUGAACAAUUUUAAAGGCACAAAGGGGUUGAAGCUGGUAACCCCCAUAGAGGACAAGUGCGUAAACUUUAUGGAAAAAUACGAGCGCCAAAACUUAGUCAUAAAUAAUGACAUGCGGGAGUAUAAAGCCCUACUGGAGGAGCUACAGACACGCAACUUUAAUGAGACACAGUUGCGCUGGAUUCACAAAAUGAGUUCUUUGUCCAAGCAUUUUUAG